CUCCUCUCUCUUCACUCCACAUUGUUAGACUUGUACUGAAAGAAAACUAGGUUUAAACACCAACCUCUCUCCAUCUCCAAUUUCUCCCAAAUCAAAAUCUCUUUCAGAAACCCUAAUUUCUCUCCCAUCCUCUCUCUUUAAUCAUGACUCAAGACGUCGAGAUGAAAGAGCAGCAGCAGCAACCCUCUAAUUCCACCACAUCAUCCUCUCCUUCCACUCUCCACCAUUUGAAGGAGAUUGCGUCGUUAAUUGAGACUGGAGCGUAUGCGAAGGAAGCGAGGAGGAUUGUGAGAGCUGUGAGACUAACUAUGACUCUGAGGAGAAAGUUGAAAGCUUCUGUGCUCUCUGCUUUUCUUAAUUUUGCUCUUUCGGCGGGAUCCGAGCCGUUUAAUCGGUUAAUUUCCUAUCUUCCUAAGGAAGAUGCGCAUGAAAUGGAGGUUGAUUCUGUGACAUCUGUGACUCAAGCUCCUGCAAAAUAUCCCUUACCGGAACUGGAGAUAUAUUGCUACCUGUUGGUGUUGAUAUUUCUGAUUGAUCAGAAGAAAUAUAAUGAGGCUAAAACUUGUUCAUCAGCUAGCAUUGCUCGCUUGAAGAAUCUAAAUAGGAGGACUGUUGAUGUUCUGGCAUCAAGGCUGUAUUCUUACUACUCACUUAGCUAUGAACUCACUGGUGAUCUUGCUGAAAUCAGAGGUAACCUCCUUGCUCUUCACCGGGUUGCAACAUUGCGCCAUGAUGAGCUGGGCCAGGAAACGCUUCUCAACCUACUGCUCCGAAAUUACCUCCAUUACAAUUUAUAUGAUCAGGCAGAGAAGUUGAGGUCAAAGGCCCCGCGAUUUGAGGCUCAUUCAAAUCAGCAGUUCUGUCGGUAUCUCUUCUACUUGGGAAAGAUUAGGACAAUUCAGUUGGAGUAUACUGAUGCAAAAGAGUCUCUCCUUCAAGCUGCACGUAAAGCCCCUGCCGCAGCCCUUGGUUUUCGAGUUCUAUGCAACAAGUGGGCAGUUAUUGUCAGAUUGCUGCUAGGAGAAAUCCCUGAGAGGACUGUUUUUAUGCAGAAAGGCAUGGAAAAUGCUUUGAGGCCAUACUUUGAGCUCACAAAUGCUGUGCGAAUAGGGGACUUGGAGCUCUUUAAGUCCAUCGCUGAGAAGUUCUCAUCCACUUUUAACGCAGACAGGACCCUCAACUUAAUUGUUAGACUGCGGCACAAUGUUAUAAGGACUGGACUUCGCAACAUCAGUAUCUCUUAUUCUCGUAUUUCACUGGCUGAUGUAGCCAAGAAGUUGAGGUUGGACUCUGCAAAUCCUGUUGCAGAGGCUGAGAGCAUCGUGGCCAAGGCAAUACGAGAUGGUGCUAUUGAUGCUACAUUGGAUCAUGCCAAUGGAUGGAUGGUAUCUAAGGAAACAGGGGACAUAUAUUCCACAAAUGAACCUCAAAUUGCAUUUAACUCUAGGAUUGCCUUCUGCCUUAACAUGCAUAAUGAGGCAGUACGUGCCCUUAGGUUUCCACCGAAUUCCCACAAGGAGAAAGAAAGUGCUGAGAAAAGGAGAGAGAGGCAACAACAAGAGCAAGAGCUUGCGAAGCACAUAGCUGAGGAGGACGAUGAUGAGUUUUGAUUUAGCAUCUGUGAAGGGGCCUGUCAGUUCAUCAUGGAACUCUCUCCUCCAGCUCUUUGCCUUUAUAAUCUGAACUCCAUGGCAGGAAUCUAGACCUUUUUGAGUCUAUCUGUCUCGGUAAUUUUUUUUUUUUGUGAUUUAGGAUUCUUUCUCAUAGUCGAGCAACCACUUUUAAACUAUAUUGAAUUGUAUGGUGGGUUGCUCUUUUCCUUCCCCAGAAUUUAUUCUCUCAUUGCUGUCAUUUGAUUUUACUGCAUUAUUGUCAAA
Populus trichocarpa (black cottonwood) is the source of this 1877-nucleotide messenger RNA. RefSeq names its product probable 26S proteasome non-ATPase regulatory subunit 3. The transcript has 8 exons. Lineage: Eukaryota; Viridiplantae; Streptophyta; Magnoliopsida; Malpighiales; Salicaceae. The record is from RefSeq and is a predicted model, not a curated record. Bases 144 to 1610 code for a protein of 488 amino acids. Gene Ontology annotation, cellular component: proteasome complex; proteasome regulatory particle, lid subcomplex. Gene Ontology annotation, molecular function: enzyme regulator activity. Gene Ontology annotation, biological process: ubiquitin-dependent protein catabolic process; regulation of protein catabolic process.